Molecule: messenger RNA, 1347 nt
Organism: Sporothrix brasiliensis 5110
Lineage: Eukaryota; Fungi; Ascomycota; Sordariomycetes; Ophiostomatales; Ophiostomataceae
Product: transcription factor tfiia complex subunit
Exons: 3
Coding region: 1-1347 (448 amino acids)
Biological process (GO): transcription initiation at RNA polymerase II promoter; transcription by RNA polymerase II
Cellular component (GO): transcription factor TFIIA complex
Source: RefSeq, a predicted model, not a curated record
AUGUCAAAUAACGUCGUCGGCUCGGUCUACGAGCAGAUUAUUGAGGAUGUGCUCUCGACGUCGCGCGUCGACUUUGAGGAGAACGGCGUCGACGAGGGCGUGCUGGACGAACUGCGAAGAGGCUGGCAACGGAAGCUGACCCAGUUCAAUGUUGCUCAGUUCCCAUGGGAUCCCAAGCCGGAACCGGAGGCGGCCGCCAGCAAUGGCGCUGCUGCAGCCUCGUCUGGCGGCAAAGCGUCAGGCAAGGACACCUCGCCACCGACGUCGACGGACAACAGCUUCUCCCAGCCCACCAUGAGCCCAUUGACGUCGCAGAGCCUCUCGCUGCCCAGCCUGCCCAUGCCGGCGUUUGAGCCCGCCGGCAUCAAGACAGAGGACAGCACGCAGUCGUCGGGCGGCCACCGCAUCAAGACGGAGCCCGACGCGCAACACAGUUCGGGCCUUACGGGCGUGCCCUCUGCAGGGUCCCACAUGCCCCUGCCCAAUGCGCCGCCGUUCCCCUCGGCGGCCGGUGGGCCCGACAGUGCCGCCAUGCGUGCCGCCGCCAUGCUGAGCAAGGAAUUCGGCAGCGCCGCCAACGCAUCCAUUAACGCCAUGAACACGCAGCAGCAGCAGCAGCAGCAGCAGCAGCGUCCGGCGGGUGGCCAGCUCAGCAGUGCGCAACAGUACCGAGCACAAAUGUCGGCGCAGGCCGCCGCGCAGCUGAACGGCGCCAACGGCGCCAACGGCGUGGCACGAUCGCAGGUAGAUGGCGGCGCCGACGACGGUGCCGACGACGGUGCCGACGAUGGUGCCGACGAUGGUGCCGAGGACAGUGCUGACGCCUCGCUGUUUGAGGGUGUGCUUCUCCAGCAACAGCGGGCCGGCCAGCCGCCCGUCGAGCUGGGUCGAAUGGAGAUUGACAACCUGCUGCACGAGCAGAUGGCGCGGCGGGCGAAGCAGAUGGAGGGCGGCGGCCUGAUGCUGCCGCUGCAGCAGGCGAGUCAGCGUCAGGCUCGCCAGCGGCGCGCUGCCGCGACGGCCACCGCUGCUGUUCCUGCUGCGUCACAACCCAGAGCCGCUACGUCGAUGGCGCAGCUUGAUGGCAUCGAAGACGGCGACGACGAAGACGUUAAGGCCGACAUCUUGGACGACGAGGAUGCCAUCAACUCGGAUCUGGACGAUCCCGAGGAUGACCGUGAGGAUGAGGACGACGAGGACGACGUCAUGGGCCCGAUUAUGCUGUGCGUGUACGACAAGGUGCAGCGCGUGAAGAACAAGUGGAAGUGCACGCUCAAGGACGGUGUUCUCACCGUUAAUGGCAAGGAAUACGUGUUCCACAAGGCGACGGGCGAGUACGAGUGGUGA